Etheostoma spectabile (orangethroat darter) is the source of this 496-nucleotide messenger RNA. RefSeq names its product cytochrome c oxidase subunit 6B1. NCBI's taxonomy places the organism in Eukaryota, Metazoa, Chordata, Actinopteri, Perciformes, Percidae. The record is from RefSeq and is a predicted model, not a curated record. Gene Ontology annotation, cellular component: mitochondrion; respiratory chain complex IV. The coding region runs from base 133 to 393 and encodes 86 amino acids. The transcript is spliced from 4 exons.
UGCUGUUUUCUUAUCAAACACGCGUCAUUCAUAUUUCCCGGCAUGCCCUGCGAGUGAGCAGCCCUUCAGACGCAAAGGACACUGAGCGAUCAUAGCGGAAUUUCUCUGAGAAAGAAAUCCAGCAGCUUGAAGAUGUCGGACCAGAUCGACGAGAAGAUCAAGAACUACAGGACGGCUCCGUUCGACGCCCGCUUCCCCAACACCAACCAGACCCGCAACUGUUUCCAGAACUACCUGGAUUUCCACAGAUGUAACAAAGCUCUGUCUGCCAAAGACCAGGACACGGCCCCCUGUGAUUGGUACCAGAGGGUCUACAAGAGCCUCUGCCCCAUGAGCUGGGUUCAGAAAUGGGACGAGCAGUUGGAGGCGGGAACUUUUCCCGGAAAGAUCUGAACGGCCACAUUCCUCUCUCUGAAUCUCGGUAUCCUAAUGUGAAACAUCUGCUCUCUCUGUACAGAAGCAACUAAAUAAAUUAUACAAUGUUACUGUGAACCUU